UUCUGACCCUUUGCUUCCCCUCAGAUAUCUUUAUCAACAGCUCUCCAAUCAAUAUGGCAGCGCAAAUUACAGCAGCUCAAAUGGGAGCUGAUGUCCAGAAUCGUCUGGUCAACGACCCCUCGAAUCCAAACAAUUGUGCCUGCGGCUGGUAUGUGUACUACUCGUCUGUUUGUGGCCAUGCAUACCAGGAAGUGCCAUACCGGUGUGGCGCUCGAACGACCCCAUCUGGGAAGAGUGGCUUCUGCAAAACCCCGGCACCGAAACAUAUUGUCCCGGCACCGCAAAUCAACGCUCAAUGUCAAUAUUGCUAA
Molecule: messenger RNA, 311 nt
Organism: Lindgomyces ingoldianus
Lineage: Eukaryota; Fungi; Ascomycota; Dothideomycetes; Pleosporales; Lindgomycetaceae
Exons: 1
Coding region: 54-311 (85 amino acids)
Source: RefSeq, a predicted model, not a curated record